UACAGAGAGAGGAGAGAGCAUGAUCUGCCACGAGAGGCUUCUUGUGUCAAGGGCAAAAAAAAUCCAUUUAAAGACGAAUGAAGAAUUCAUCAGACGAGACAGACGGAUCGGGCUAGAGCUUUGAAGAAGAAGGAUUAAUACGAGUGAUUAAGAGAAAGAAAGACUGGAAUAGUUCAUAGCAGGCAACUGUACGAGUGACCUCCACGCUUUGGACAGGCAGUCGCCAGGAAUGGUGGAUCACUUGUUGCUUGGUGAAGAGACUUUCUUUCCUUAUACUUGUUUGCUGUCAGCCCACAACCCAUCGGAUAUGGUAACAGACGAGGGGGUGUACCAUAUGCUUCCAUCUCCAUUCUCAGAGGAUAACCUGAGUGACACAUCUAGCCCUCGUUCCUGUUCCAGCCCUGAGUCUCAGGUGCUUGGCUCCAGUUGUGGGAGCAACUCGAGUGGAGAAAGCCAAGAUGACCUGCUUGACUUCCUCCACUCUCAGUCCAUGUUGAGCCAAAAGUCCCCCUCCUCCACCACAAUGUCUCCCAUGGUCCCUCCAAUCCUUCCCAUGGGUCUCGCUUGGGAGUCACGAUGGGACCGUGCCACCAAAGAGGAGUGCUUCGAGUUCCCGGUUUUCCCUGGAGAUUUGGAGAACCAUGCAGGGCUACUAUUUCAGCCCACCUUGGAAGAAAUCGAGGAGUUCCUGGAGGAAAAUAUGGACGUGGUUGCCUUGAAGGAGGGAGCUGGUGAGGGUUGGAUGACCGGUGCAAACAGCCAGGCAGCUACAUCAGAAGCUUGGGCUCAAAGUUUAGACCAAACAGUGCCUGUCUCCAGUGACAUAAUUGCUGACAACGAACUAAAAAAUGUACAAUCCCCAGCAGGGCCCAUCACAAAUCCCCAAAGUGCGCUGAAAAAGGAGGAUUCAUCUGGGAAGGUUAUGGUGGUGGAUAGUCCUGGCAUGCCUGUAAUCCUACAGCUCCAACCCAUUCAGGUAAAACAGGAGUUGAGCCCGAAAGCAGUCCCCACACCACCUACACCGCAACCUGCCUCGGACAUCAAAAUAACCCAGCUCCUCGUCAACAUCCAAGGUCAGACUUUCGCCUUGGUUCCUCAGGUUGUCCCACCGGCCAGCCUUAGCAAUUCAUCCUCAAAGUUUGUCCGUAUCGCCCCGGUUCCCAUUGCUGCCAAGCCUGUGGGUCUUGGGGAGAAUGGAACAGGUGAUGCCCAAGGGCUUAUAGUUGGCUGUCACAAAUUCCAGAAAAGCACCGUAGCUGAUCUUAUUAAAAUGCACAAGUGCACUUUCCCUGGCUGUGCCAAGAUGUACACCAAGAGCAGCCACCUAAAGGCCCACUUGAGGAGACACACAGGGGAGAAACCAUUUGCCUGCACUUGGCCAGGCUGUGGCUGGAGAUUCUCCCGGUCGGACGAGCUGUCACGACACCGUCGGUCUCACUCUGGAGUUAAGCCCUACCAAUGCCCCGUCUGCGAGAAGAAAUUUGCCCGCAGCGAUCACCUGUCCAAACACAUCAAAGUCCAUCGCUUUCCACGAAGCAGCAGGACAGCACGCACUGCACACUGACCCCGCACAACCCUCCACCAGAGGAGUGAGAGAGAUAGAGAGAUCUAGAGAGUGACAGAUUGACUCGUGGUACUGUCAUAAUUUAUUACGUGAGGUUCCGAUUAACUGAAGAAGAAUUUGGAACUGCUACUUGACUUGUCCGACUUGCAGAUGUUCUAAGCUUUGUAGAUUGUAUUUUUAUAGUCUUCAUGAUUGUUUUCUAUGUCUCGAGAACAAAUUUUGCAAUGUUCAAAGUAUUUUUUUUUUUUUUACUUUGAGGUAUGAAUUGUUGAUGUAUCGGCCAAUAACUAACGCAUCAACAUUCCUUGUUUAUUCUCAUGAGAAAGUCGCUUCUCUUUGCCAAUGUAAAGUGUUUGGCUCCUCUUAACCAAAAAUCUCGGGUUCAUUUUAACUACUACUGAUCAUUGGUAGGAUUGUGCCAUUAUAAGCUAUUGGCAAACUCUGAGGUUUUUCCUCUUGACUUUCUGUUGUAUGCUUGUAAACGAGCCGGAUCUCAUGAAAAAAACGUGACUGUGGCAACAUUUUUGCUAAAUUAUAUUACAUGGCUCCUUACAUGUAUCACGACAGUUACUAGGUGCAGUGCCCACUGAGUGGCGCUAAAAGCGAGUUUAAGAUUAAUGCCCUAUUGAGUUUUAAAUCAUCAAAAUGUACCUCCCUAUCCUAAACCUUAAACCUAAACAUAACUGACAGUUUCAGAAAAAGCAAAUGCGAGAUGAAAAAUGCAAUUGCUGCAGCAAACACAUCAUUUUGUGGUGCUUCUAUGACACUUUCGGCUCAUGUGUCGACUCACAUGCUCUUCAGUGCUUGUACCCCAGUCCUUUUUAUUGCAAGUGAAACAUUCUAUCAGUUAAGCUUCUGUACAAUUUAAUUGCACUUAAACUAGCUUAUAAAUGUAGUUGGUUUUUAAUGCCUCUAAUAUUCAUUUCACCAGGAAACUGCUGCGAUACAUACAGCAAGCCAUGUAAAAAUUAGUUUGCAAAAAUGUAGGUAUAGUAAGGUGAUUCUAUGAGACCAUGUAGUAGUAAACUGUGAAAUGCCUCUCAGUCACACCAUAUAGAAUGAAACAACGAAAGUCAAAGCACGCACAUUUGUCGUAUGUGAACUGGCCUCCUGAUCAGUAUUGAAAUUUUCUUCUAUUUAAAACUUUUUGUUGUCAAUGCAAAACCUUUUUUUUUUUUCAUUUCAUUUGUUGCUUUCAUAAAAGACCUAGUCUAAGUCUAAAAACAAGAUACCUUCUGGGCCUUUGUGUAAUCUAAAUGUUUGCAAUUGGGGCCAAGGCAUUUGUGGUUAGGUGCUUGCGGUUUGUGGAUUAUUUUCAACAGCAAUGCUACACAUUUCAUAUUUGCCUCUUACCCAAAUUAGAUGAUAUAUACAGUAAGUCAGUCAUUGUUGAUAUGUAAGCUUGGUCAAUACUCAAUGUCACAUAAGUAUUUCACAACUCUGCUUUCCCUGCUGGAAAGACCAGCUUAGACCAGCAUGAAUUUUAAUUCCAAUGUGGUUUAUGCAGGUUAGUGAUGGUUUGAUGAUGGUCUAGCUGGUUGGACCAGCAAUACUGGUCUUUUCAACAGAUUUGCCAUUUGAAAUAGUUCUCUCCAACCAGAACAAGACUGAAUAACUCUUUAUUCUCACCUCAACAAAUCUGAAUGCUGUACUGGAAUACCAACCCAUUUUUUUUUUAUUUUUUUUUAACUUGGGACUACUUCAUCUACCAAAAUGUCUCAAGUUCGAAUGACACAAACUGGAAUUGCAAGGUGCUAACCAGCCUCGAACAGAAGCUUCUUUACAGUGGGACAAAACCAGGUCAAAUCAUGCUUGAGAAAUGUAGUCCUGGAAGCAUCUGGAUUUCAGAGAGGACAUUCUUCAUGGGAACUGUAGUCAUGGACACAGCUUGACUACUGAUACGGCAUGUUGACCAUACAGUAUGUUCACUAAAGGAAUGUGCUUAAAAUCUAGUGGAGUGCUGAUAUCUUCUACUAAUGUUUAACAAAAUGAUACGUCUUCUCUGAGUAGGGUCUGUUUAAGGAUCUGGAAUUGGAUUUUUAUAGGUUGUUAGAUGUAGGGCUUUGUAACAACCUUGAAAAUCCAAUCUCUUCUAUGCAGUCUGUUUUUGCCAAAACAAUAGCUCAAAUGGAAACAACUACAAUGUUAAACAGAGUGCCUUAGGUGUGCAAUUGACGUGCAGUUGCUCUUUGUACUGUGCAGACAUUACAAUAUACAGCCAGCAGGCACAACAGCCAACAGGAACCUGUAGAUGCAUCUACGUAUAUACACAUAAAGCAUAUAUGAUAGUAUAUGACAGGAAUGCUGCCAUUCAAAGAACCAAUCAGUACUGCCCUGAAUCGUUCUCUAGCCACCCAAAAUAUCAAUUUAGUAUCUAAGCUGAUUUAGAUGUUUCUGCUGAAAGUCUAUAGGAGAAAUACAAAUAGACACAAAUGAGUCAGUUGUUGACACACAGUAAGCAUAUAGAGCUAUACACUUAUUGUGGAUAUCAGAGCUCAGAUUGUUUGUUUUGGAAGCAUUUAAUGAGAAAUGUUUGCAUUCAUAUUGAAAUCUCUGACUUUUGAUUACAGUGAAUUUGAGCACAUUUUGAGAUAUCAUUGAGAUCUCUUUUUAAACUUUAGAAAAGACAUGUGAGAUUACUAGGGUCAUUUUCUUCUCAGAAGAAAAAUCUGAGAAGCAGGAGAUUUACAGUAAACGAAAAAGAAGCAAUUGAGACAUUAAUGAGAUCUCAUUUAUGAUCUUUCCUGUAGGCAGCUCUGCAUUAUAGAGCAUAACAUCAAGAAACAGUAUGCUUUCCUGACUGCGGCAUAGAGGAAUGCUUAGAAAUGAAUAUGGUAUUGUUUUUCUGCUCAGAUCAUUUAGCAGUUGUUGUGGUCCGGAAAACUGAUCUUUGAUCAGAUACCUGUAUAACGGAGCAGGAAGAAACUAGAACCACUCAGGAUUCUAACAAAAAAAACAGUACCAGGACAAGUUCCAGAAGAUCCCUUUAAAUGAAGAAAAGUGUGCCACAAGUUUAUGCCAACACAUAUGGUGCAUUAGUAGAUGUUUUGCUGCUGUUUGUGCUUGUAAACUUUGAGCAUACCAGUGCCAAUGAGUCUUAUUUAUGUAUGUGAAGAUGAGAGCAUUUCUAAAAUGUAAUAAUGCCCACACAUUUUAAAUACUAUCAUAUCUCUUCGAACUUGUUUUGUUGCUCUCUGAAUUAUCAUCCCUCUUGCAUAAGAGCUAACCAUGCAGAAUCAAUUUUGAUAGGAACAGAUGAUUGGUUGCAUUGCUCAUAGCCUCACCCAUCUGAAAAACACAGUAAGAAUAUGCUUGACUGACGCUUGUUGUUUAUCAUGGUCUAAUGUCCUAUGAGCUUGGUAUUCCCUGUUCAAGUUCACGACCGUUAUUUGUGUAAAGAGUAACAGAAAGACACACAGGCGGAGGAGACUGCAUACUGUUAGUGAUGCAUUCCUUGUCGUCUACAUGAAUUUCUCUGUGAAAUAGGUGCUUAUGGCCACCAUUGAAUGUAUGUAUACUGUAUGUACAAACUUUGUACAAAAUGUAGUUGGAUCAGAGAGUACCGGAUAUUCUUCUAGACGUAUCUCACGUCUUUGAUUGUAUAAAUGUCCCCUGUAAAAUGUAAACCAAUGUACAUAAUAACAAUUCAGUAUAUAUAAAAAUAUAAAUAUUAUAUAUUUUUCUUGAUAUACAUAAGAUGCAUUUACAAAUAAAGUGAAAAUAAGAACUUUGA
Molecule: messenger RNA, 5297 nt
Organism: Myxocyprinus asiaticus (Chinese sucker)
Lineage: Eukaryota; Metazoa; Chordata; Actinopteri; Cypriniformes; Catostomidae
Product: solute carrier family 41 member 1-like
Exons: 3
Coding region: 230-1564 (444 amino acids)
Biological process (GO): regulation of transcription by RNA polymerase II; monoatomic cation transport
Cellular component (GO): plasma membrane
Molecular function (GO): RNA polymerase II cis-regulatory region sequence-specific DNA binding; monoatomic cation transmembrane transporter activity; DNA-binding transcription factor activity, RNA polymerase II-specific
Source: RefSeq, a predicted model, not a curated record